AUGGUAGCUGACAUGCGUCGUCGGUGCGGAGAGGGAAGCGAAGGGAGAGCUCAGAGAUGGGAGUUCACCCUGAGCGGCAACGCCUUGAGGACCUUGGCUCGCUCCAUCGCUUGCCUCUCCCGCAUCGGCAACGACCUCGCUAUUCAAGCUUCUCCUUCCCAGAUCAAGAUUCUCAUACUUGUAUUCGACCUCCAGCUUUCCUUUGACGCACUCAAUUCGUCAAGAUCUGCCUAUCAAUUGAUUACCUUCAAGCCAGAUCUCUUUGAUGUGUUUACAGUAUCUGGCGAACAGGUUCAGUGCAGCGUUCUUCUGAAGGCUGUCUGUUCUGUCCUUAGAACACCAAUUACAAACAUUGAUUAUUUGAGGGUGCAAUUACCGGACAUCAAUACAUCAAAAGUUCAAUGGGCUCUGCAGUGCUUCGAUGGUAUUAAGAAAGCAUACUGGAUUACUUGCAAUGUUGACCCCGACAUACAACAAUUAUCUCUGGAUAGGAGAAGAUACCCGAGCAAUUUUUUAGUGAGGCCUCGUGAUCUGAACAGAUUGCUUGCAAAUUUUCAGUCAUCCCUUCAGGAAAUUACUAUCAUUGCAACGGAACACAACUCCGACCCUUCUGAUGCUGCAAGUGAAUUUGGUGGGAAAGCUGUUGAGUUUCGAAGCUACAUUGAUCCUACCUAA
This is a messenger RNA of Syzygium oleosum, 675 nucleotides long. RefSeq lists its product as uncharacterized. Gene Ontology annotation, cellular component: checkpoint clamp complex. The transcript has 5 exons. The record is from RefSeq and is a predicted model, not a curated record. The coding region runs from base 1 to 675 and encodes 224 amino acids. NCBI's taxonomy places the organism in Eukaryota, Viridiplantae, Streptophyta, Magnoliopsida, Myrtales, Myrtaceae. Gene Ontology annotation, biological process: DNA repair; cellular response to ionizing radiation; DNA replication checkpoint signaling.